Molecule: messenger RNA, 1884 nt
Organism: Bombina bombina (fire-bellied toad)
Lineage: Eukaryota; Metazoa; Chordata; Amphibia; Anura; Bombinatoridae
Gene: TTC19
Product: tetratricopeptide repeat domain 19
Exons: 12
Coding region: 330-1475 (381 amino acids)
Biological process (GO): mitochondrial respiratory chain complex III assembly
Cellular component (GO): mitochondrial inner membrane
Molecular function (GO): protein binding
Source: RefSeq, a predicted model, not a curated record
CUGGGGCUCUGAGGUUUCUAGUUAUGCCUCUGACCUUGAGCAAACUGUACAAGUCCCAGGAAAUCUCCUGUCCUGAUACAACAGCUGUGCAGCAUUGUAAAAUAUGACAAGUUUUACUGCUGGCCUGGCCCUACUGGUAAUGUUCAGCCAAAGCUUCCAGUCCAGCGACACUCACUGUCAGAGCCUGAAUGAAAUACAAUUAUUGCUCUUGCAGUCCUGCUGCCAGCCUAAGCUUGCCCUGCGCUGCAGCAUUUUGUAUUUGUGAAUCACACCACACGUUAUUUAGCUUCAAGUGAGUCAUAUGACAUUAAUUGGUCACAUGUAGAAAGAUGGCGCUGCACAGAGUAUGCGGUUUGAGCAUCCUGUCUGGUGUAAUGAAAAUGACAGGAAGCCUGCAAUCUAUACAGGCUGCUUCCAAGAUCCGAAUACAAACCUGCGCUCUUCGCUCUCAAAGCAUCAGACUUUCUUUCUUUAAACCAGGAGCAAGAUCUUACUUAGCUGCCAGUAGACUAGUUCGCUCUCAGAACCAGAGGAACUCUCCCAUUCCCUUGUUGGCAGUAGCCGCAUUUUCAUUUUUCUCUAAGCUCGUGGAUAAUGAACAAGAAGAGAAUACAGAGUCUGAAGAACAGAUAAUAUAUCUAUUAAAGAAAGCCAAGCUGAGCAUGAUGAAAGAUGAGAUGGAAGAGGCUGAAGUGAUUCUGCACCAAGCUCUCCAUAUGGCUCAGCAGGGGGAUAGCAGAAGGGCAAUAUUAUACACAAAUGACCUGAUGGCAAACCUUGCAUUGCUGCGAGGGCAGCUGGACAAGUCAGAAAAGCUGUUUAAGGCAACAAUGAGAUACAUGCUUGAAGAUGGCGUAAAACAGGAUGACAAUGCUUUCAUUGAGAUAUCACUCAAACUGGCCAGCAUCUAUGCUGCACAGAAACGGGAUGGGAUAGCUGUGGCAGGCUACCAAUUCUGCAUUAUGAGUCUGGAGGAAAAGAUAGAGAAGGAGAGAGAUCUGCCAGAUGACAUCUUGACAGCAGAGGACAAAUCCAAUACCCGUCUGCUUCUAGGAUUGUGCCUGGAUUCAUAUGGUCGUUACCUGCUGGACAAUUCACAUUUGUCCCUGGCACAAAACAUGUAUGAAAAAGCACUUAAGAUCUGCAGAGAAGAGCAAGGAGAGUUGCACCCACACACAUUGACACUGAUGAAUGAUCUAGCAACCGUUUUGGAUGCACAGGGCCAUCAUGAUAAGGCCUUUGCAAUUGUAAACCAAGCAUCAGAGCUAGCCCACAAGACUGAGCAUCCUGACCACCAUGUGCUGCUCAGCAAUAUGGCAGCAAUCCUCAUGUAUCAAGGGCCGGAGCACUUAGCCAAUGCUGAACAAAUCUUUAAGGAGGCCCUAAAGAAAGCAAAGGAAAAGAAAGAUGCUGCUUCUGUAGAGUAUAUCCAGAAAAGACUGUCUGAACUUGAACAAAGAAAAGAAGGCAGGUGACCUAACCCUACCCAGGAAAUUCAGUUGUUGGUGUAUAUAGAAAGUAUAUUUUUAGGAGACAUUUGGCUGCCAUUUGUUAUAAUGCAACACUUUCUAGUUCUUCUUCCUCAGUAGUGCAGUGAUACAAUAGGGACUAGUUAACAUUGUAUAGUCUAUGUGACCAGCUGCAAAAGAGUCUGUAAAACUGUAUCAAUUACUACAACGCAUAUCUAGAUUAUUUGAAUGUAAAUAUAUACAGGAAAAUAGACUUUUCACAGAAAGUGCUGCACCUUUCUAUAAUUGAGCUAAACUAUAUAAUAGGGACAUAAAAAAAAUAAAUAUAUAUAUAUUAUGUUCGGUAUUUUAAUUGUUUUUGUGAUCAUGUUACUGUCCUUAAUAAAAACAGGCUCCUUUGUUAGCCAAAGAGCAA